AUGGCAAUGGCAUUGAGGCUUCGCAGGCUUUCCUCUUCUGGGGACAAGCCCAUUCGCCCUCUCUUCAACGCCACCUCUCAUUAUUACAGGUCAUCUUUGCCCAAUGAAGCUGUCUACGACAAGGGGAAGCCCGGUGUCACAUUGCCUAAGGAACUGAAUGCUCCACUAGAGGCUGUGGAUCCCGAAAUUGCAGACAUCAUUGAACAUGAGAAAACCAGGCAAUGGAAGGGGCUAGAGCUGAUACCCUCAGAGAACUUCACAUCGCUGUCUGUGAUGCAAGCAGUUGGGUCAGUGAUGGGGAAAAAAAACAGUGAAGGAUACCCCGGUGCUAGAUACUAUGGAGGAACUGAGUUCAUUGACAUGGCAGAAUCUUUAUGCCAGAAGCGUGCUUUGGAAGCAUUUCGGUUAGAUCCAGCAAAAUGGGGAGUCAACGUGCAGCCUUUAUCAGGGUCUCCAGCUAAUUUCCAGGUUUACACUGCAUUGUUAAAACCUCAUGACAGAAUCAUGGCACUCGAUCUUCCUCAUGGUGGACAUCUUUCUCAUGGCUAUCAGACUGACACUAAAAAGAUAUCUGCUGUGUCGAUCUUCUUUGAAACAAUGCCGUACAGAUUGAAUGAGAGCACUGGCUAUAUUGACUACGACCAGUUGGAGAAAAGUGCCAUGCUAUUUCGGCCAAAAUUAAUAGUUGCUGGUGCUAGCGCCUAUGCACGUCUGUAUGACUAUGCACAUAUUCGCAAGGUAUGCAACAAACAGAAAGCAAUAUUGUUGGCAGAUAUGGCACAUAUCAGUGGGUUGGUUGCAGCUGGUGUCAUCCCAUCACCUUUCGAGUAUGCGGAUGUAGUGACCACCACAACGCACAAGUCGCUUCGUGGCCCUCGUGGAGCCAUGAUUUUCUUCAGGAAGGGGGUAAAAGAGAUUAACAAACAAGGGAAAGAGGUGCUGUAUGACUACGAUGACAAAAUCAAUCAAGCUGUCUUUCCUGGCCUUCAAGGCUGCCCGCACAACCACACAAUUGCUGGUUUGGCAGUUGCAUUGAAACAGGCUACUACACCAGAGUACAAAGCUUAUCAAGAGCAAGUUCUCAGCAAUUGCUCAAGAUUUGCACAGUCUUUGGUUGAGAAGGGCUACGAACUUGUCUCUGGCGGAACUGAGAACCAUUUAGUUUUGGUGAAUUUGAAGAACAAGGGUAUUGACGGCUCCAGGGUCGAAAAGGUGUUAGAAGCUGUUCACAUUGCAGCCAACAAGAAUACUGUUCCUGGAGAUGUGUCUGCCAUGGUUCCUGGCGGCAUCAGGAUGGGAACCCCCGCUCUUACUUCUAGGGGAUUUGUUGAGGAGGAUUUCGCUAAAGUUGCAGAUUUUUUUGAUGCUGCUGUGAAGUUGGCUGUGAAGAUCAAGGGGGAAGCCCAAGGAACAAAGUUGAAGGACUAUGUGGCCGCACUGCUCGCCCCUCACUUCCAAUCUGAAAUUGCAAAGCUCCGCCAUGACGUUGAGGAGUAUGCUAAGCAAUUUCCCACAAUUGGGUUUGAGAAGGAAUCCUUGAAGCACAGUAAGCAGUCAUCAACGGACUUUUCUUGGUUGAGAAAGCAGAAGGAUCGUAUGUCAAGAUGA
This is a messenger RNA of Prunus armeniaca (apricot), 1608 nucleotides long. The record is from the annotation of a GenBank genome assembly. NCBI's taxonomy places the organism in Eukaryota, Viridiplantae, Streptophyta, Magnoliopsida, Rosales, Rosaceae.